This is a messenger RNA of Leptosomus discolor (cuckoo roller), 3538 nucleotides long. The record is from RefSeq and is a predicted model, not a curated record. Lineage: Eukaryota; Metazoa; Chordata; Aves; Leptosomiformes; Leptosomidae.
GUUCCAGAGAUGACAUAUCUCCUGGUGCUGACAAACAUGAAACCUUUCAGUUACAGACUAAAACCUGCUCUGAUCUUGACACAGAGAAGAAAACAUCCCUUGCGUUUAAACAUGUUCCCGAAUUCUCCGGUAACGAAGGCAGCCUGCCGGACAGCUCACGGGCAGAAAGUGUACCGGCUAGCCAGGAAAACCUGUGCUGGGUUGGACCUGCCCCUGAGGAGAGAAAACCCCGAGCCUCCAGAAGCUUGAUGAAGCUGAGGAGGCGGACAAAGGCUCUGGUAUUGGAGGAAGGGGAAUCGGUGAGUGAUGUGCAUCUAGUCAACGCCGAUGAAACGGGGAAAAGUCAACUCGCCAGCGCAGAGGAACUUCAGUCGCCGGUCUUCAGGCGAAGCAGCCCCUCCAACCCUGAGGAAAGUGCCCAAGGAGUGUCCAGCCCAGCGCUUGUGCGGAGACAAGGAAACAGUUCCGCUCCUCCCGACGCAGCGUUAGGAGUCGUCCGAGACACGCCCGGAGCCAGCGCCCCUCCGGGAGCGCCCGCGCUGCUCCCGUGGGCGCGGGGGGACAGCAGCCAUGGUGGGCAGCCGGGGUCCCCGCGUGCUGUGGCCGCAGCUGGUGACCGUGAGCCUGCACGGCCGCGUGCAGAGAACGGCGACUCUGCUGUGCCUGGCGCCAGCGGUGAUGGAGGAGAAGAACCCUCCGGUGUAAAGAAACCGAGGGACGGUGAGAGCUUGUGUGAGGCUCGGGGGGAAUCACCUGGGCUUCUGGGUUUGGCCUCAGAAAGUGAAGUACUGCCUGCAGACGGGAACAGCGCUGUAACUAGUGAGAGCAAAAGCCACGCAGGAAAUCAAAGUGACUCUACCAGCUUAAACCCCUUUCCUGCAGAUCUUGCUCUGGGCAAUGCUGAACAACGGUUGGAGAACCAACAGCUCGACGUUCAGCCAGGACUUUCUCAUCCAGAAGAGGCGGCAGCUCCUGAAAGCGCCCUGAACUCUUGCACGGUGGUUGAGGGGCUUCUCUUUCCGGUUGAGUACUAUGUCAGGACAACUCGCCGUAUGGCGAAUUGCCAGAGGAAAGUCGACCUUGACGCUGUCAUUCUCAGCCAGCUGGGCAGAAGCAAGAGAGGGCAGCGAAGCAGGCGCAAGCAGAAAGCUGCAAAUUCAGAUCGGCCCUCCCAAGAAAGAGCUGAAAAUGAUUUGGAGUCAGGGGACGUGCCCUUCCCUUUUCUGGGUGCAGAAAACGAUCCAGCAAAUUCAGGCAGUCCUCAGAAAUCUCUUCCUGCGUCCAGCAGCAGCAGCACUUCACCCGGGUCGAUUUCUCAAAGCAGUAUCCCUGGCACAAAGGCGGAUCAGAGGCGAUCACAGAGGAAACAAAAGGGGAGAAGAAAGCCGACCUGCAGACCCCCCGUGCAUCAAGUGUCCCAGGAACUGCUCGAGAGCCUGGAUCUGAUAACCCCGAGGGAAAGCAGGAGUCUGCUGCCAAGUGAGUGUCGGAGUGAAAAGGAAAACUGUGAGGCUGCUCUUGAAAAAUCACCUUCAGGUGAGAGAAGGUUGGCUGCUGCUGCUGCAGCGCUUGGGUCUGGAGAGACAGAGCCAGCGGGUGCUGAUCCUCCUCCCGGCACAUGCUGUGAGCCUCUGUUAGGGCAGGUUCAAAACCCGCCUCAGAACAGCGAUUCUCUGAACCCGGGGAGGGAAACUCUUGCCGGCCAUAUGGGAUGUCUGGAAGCCCACCUACCUGUGUGCCAGGCCGGUGAAGGCCCGGCGGAGCGCGCUCAGACUCGGCACGUGCGAGGAGCCGGCAGGGCUGAGCAGCUCCCGGCCAUCGACGUCCCUCCGCGCCGCUCCCCGCGUUCUUCUGUGCGACAGAGGGCCGGCCGGGUCCCAAAAGAUGAGCGCGACAGAGGACGCAGCUGUCCGAUGGGCUCCGAGCGUCCUGCUCCUCUCGGCCUCGCUCCUGUGGACCCCGAUACUUGCGGCUCGCUCUCCUCCUUCCGCAGUCUCCAGGGGCUGGCCUCCACGCUGGGUGUCCGAGACUUUCACCUGCCAGAUGAGGAAUUUGGACUGCUGAAACUCGAGAAAUUAGGAUCUUCCCCCGUGAAUGACUUGGAGAUUUUUGCUCCUAGUGUGUUAGGAGAUGGCGUGGCUUCAGAGGGCGCGCGAGACGCACAGAUGAACCCAGAAGAAAGAAGUCUCACAAGUAAUUUGAUUUCACCUGUCAAAAACGGAUCGCCCAAGUCACCUCACGUAGAAAGCCCAGCUUCCAGGAAGGACCUUUCCACCCAUGAAUUGCUGUUUACUCCCAUGGGGACUGUCUUGGCUGGGGCUGCCACUCAGCCCGAGUCUGAGAUUUGCUCGUUCCCUGUCGUGGGGGCAACCCCAGCCGUUUUGCCAGCAGGACGCAGUGAGGGCUUCCCCAAUUCGCCUUCUGCACACCCCGUGCGAGCAAGCCCCCCUUCCUCCAGAGGAGCCUCUGCCCAGGUCGGGGCUGAGGGGGGACGCGAAGGCUCUGCCGACCCCCUGCGCUUGGGCAGCUGCGGCGCGGGAGCUGCUAGAAAAGAGGAGGAACGAGGUGUGACGUUUCCUUCAGAAGCUGAAGGGGAUCCCGACAGCAAAUCUGAGGAGGCUGCGACCUUGGAGAAGCGUCAGCAGUCAGAGAGCAACCAGCAGAGAUCCUGCAGAGCUGCUCCUGAACAGAAAAAAGAUGUAGCGGAACAGUUGACUCCGGAGCUUCUCGAUGGCCUGAGAGAAGAGAACUUGGAGCUUGUGUCGAAGCUAAAGGAUCCUUCAAGCUCCUGCGCCGUGGACGUGAGCACCGUGUGGUGGGGAGCCGCUGGCCGCAGGGAGCUGCGCGUGGUGACGGCCUGCGAGAGCUCGGUCUCCCUGUGGGAGCCUCUGGCACCCGACCGCUGGGGCAAGGUCCAUACUUGGCAGCUCGGAGAGGUUCCUGUAAUACAGAUCGUUCCUCUGCCGGACACCUGUAAUCUCGUGUGUAUAGCGCUGGGAGACUUGGAGAUUGGAGAAAUAAGGCUCUUGCUUUAUUCCUCUGAGAAUGACUCAUUCAAGCAAUCAGUGGUAAAAACUGGAAAUAUAAAAGCUGUUCUUGGGCUGAAGGACAGGAGGCUGGUCAGCAGCAGCAGGACCGUGCAGGAGCAGCACGUGGAGAUGGUGUCGCUGUCGGAGACAGGCCGGGCCAAGGACGGACAGACGUUGAUGCCCCCUGAGGAAACCGUGACAGCUUUUGCCGAAGUAGAAGGAAUGAGGGACGCCUUGGUCGGCACCACGGCGGUGAACAGCGUUGCCGUUUGGAAUCUGACAACAGGCCAGCUCCUGAAGAAGAUGCACGUCGGUUAUUCCUACCCAGCUUCCAUCUGCCACCGAGCGUAUUCCGACUCGGGGCUUCUGUUUGUUGUUUUAAGCCACCCCCAUGCCAAAGAGAGCGAGUCCUGUGGAAACCCCGCGUUCCGCGUGAUUGCGUUCAACCCCAAGACAGCCAGGAGCAGGGGGGUGGUGGUCUCCUCCCUCCCACCCGGGCAGGCUGGAAG